Molecule: messenger RNA, 4755 nt
Organism: Hydractinia symbiolongicarpus
Lineage: Eukaryota; Metazoa; Cnidaria; Hydrozoa; Anthoathecata; Hydractiniidae
Exons: 2
Coding region: 80-3316 (1078 amino acids)
Source: RefSeq, a predicted model, not a curated record
CGAAUACAGUAUCACAAGUAUCAGCCAAAAGCGAAAGACAGAAAAGAGAAACAAACUUAAAUUCCUGUAGCAAUAGACAAUGAAAUUUAACAUUUCGAAUGCUUUGUAUAUAUUACUUACACUGGAAAUAUUCCCGCUGACAGAGCUCACGGAUGUUCAUGUAUCUAAAAUCAAAGGUACUGACGGAGACAGAUGCGGCAGCUUCUCUUCACCUUGUGCAUCCAUCGGUUAUGCAAUCAAGUAUAUAGGCAAAGCAAGAGACGUUAUAAGACUUGAUGGUGGACAGCAUGAACAACUAACUUAUAUCGUGCCAGCAACAAUUUAUUUUAAGUUUGAUUUGACUUUGACAAAUUACAACCGGGAUUCCAAACAGCCGCUAAUAACCACUUAUUCCAAUGCAACUUUAAAAUUUUUGUUCGCUACGGACGGAAAAGAAAUAAAAUAUCUUCAUCUUUCAAAUAUAACUUUUCUUAUGGUGCCGAAAGUUUUAAAAUUCCAAACCAGAAAAGUAUUUGCUACCAUUGAAAAUUGUGCUUUUAACCAUAUAUAUGGUCAUGUAUUUACUGGACACCCGGGUGAUAAUAAUGUUCUAACGGUAAAGAAAUCUCACUUUUACAGUUCUAACCUUCUUGAGUUUGGUCCAAUGUAUGCUGGCAGAGUAUUACUCCAGGCUUGUGAAAUAAAAAAUCCACAACGUGUUUAUAGGACGAUAAAUAUUAAAGGAAAAUUUCAAUUUCUGAUGGAUAAUUGUUAUUUUUCUAAUCUCUCUGGCACGAUUGAACUGGAAUCUACAGGUAGAAAGGGAAGUAAAGUGACAAUUCAGAAUUCAACAUUUGUUGGCUCAUCCAGUGCUGACAUAAGCAUUAAACAUAUCCAGAAUGUACAUAUAAUCAAUUCUACUAUUAAAGGAUUAAUUGGAGGUGGAUCGACUGUAAACUUGCGUUAUAUUCAACAACUUAUCAUAACAGAGAGCACAUUUAUCAACAACACUGCUUUUCAAGGGGGCGCUCUGGAGAUUUACAAUGUUACAAAAGCGUUCAUCUUUAACUGUAAGUUUGUUAACAACUCUGCAGAAUAUGGAGGGGCGAUUUACAACGUUGCUUUUGAAACACAUUUGCAAAUCAACAAUUCUAUAUUUGCCUCAAAUACUGCAAGUCGAAUAGGAGGAAGUAUAUGCUUAUCAUCGGCUUCACAUAAAAGGAUAUUUAUGGAACAACUGACUCUUUUUAAUGUAAAGUUUACUGACUUCUCCAAUAAGAAACCAAAUAUUGGUCAUUAUUUAUUUUCCGAUGGCCCAAUCAACUUAAAUCAAGUUUUAAUGAAGAUGAAAGAUAAAAUUAGUCAUGAAUUUAUUAACCCAUUUAUAUGCAGUUUAGGCUGUCACAAUUCUUGGUUCACAAAAUUUACACUUGAAUGUCCUCGUAAUUAUAAAACUGUACCCACCAAAUCAGGGCUUCAAAAAUCAAUAUUUUCUCUACGCUGUUUAAAAUGCGCGAGUGGAAAAUACAGCUCUCAAGGCCAAUCUAUGGAAUUAAAUAGUCUGUUUAUUCGAUUUAUUAUAAGGAUCAAUACCACUACCACUGAAAUGACAUGUCACAAUUGUCCAAACGGUGGAAACUGUGAAAAUGGUCUAAUUAGUAAAAGCAAUUUCUGGGGAUACAAGACAAGGCAUAACAGCGUUAAGUUUUUACCUUGUCCAGCCCAUUACUGCUGUUCAGACAAAACAGAAAAGUGCACAUCUUAUGACACGUGCAAUGCAAAUCGUGAGAAAGAACUUUGUGGAUCAUGCAAGCUCGGAUACAGGUUGAAUUACUUUAAUGCUGAUUGCAUCAGGACAGGCAGCUGCAAAACAUAUAUAUUUUGGUGCUUGUUCUGUAUUCAUGGAAUUCUUUAUACAACAUUUCUGGCCUAUUAUAAAGAUAUUAUCGCAUUUCUUUUUCGAAUUGUUAAGAAAAAAAUAAAAUAUAGUGUCUCUAGCGAUACUGGAUCCUUAGUCACCCCUCUGUUGGACGAAACAGAUUGCGAUCAGAUGAUAUUGCCUUUCGAAGGCACUAUUGAAAGUACACUUAUUGCAGAGGACAUAAAUAUCAAGCCAAAUCUGACAAGUAAACUAACUCAGAGGCGAAGACAGAAAAAUGACAUAGACAGUACUGUCUAUGCAAUUGGCUUUAAAACAAUCAUAUUUUUCUUUUAUCAAACUCACGCAUUGCUCAGUAUUGAACACAAUUUAAAAACAUCGCAAGGAUUUGUCUCAAAGAUCAAAGAAGUAUUUUUGUCUAUUAUGAACAUACAAUUUAUUUCUACUGGAAUGGCAAACCUUUGUCCUAGCGACACUCUAACAACAACUGGAAAAGCAUGUAUUAAUUUAGCCCUUUCCCCUACCGUUGUUGUAUAUUUGUUGCUUGUGGUGUUUGCUAAGAAGAUUUAUGGGCAAUGCAAACGGUAUAAGAGUACAGAGAAUGGGAAUAAACCUUUGCUUGAAACAAGAGCUGGAGCCUGUUAUGUUCAGCUGAUGUUGCUUAGUUAUACUUCAAUCUCAGUAUUCUGUUUCAAAUUAAUCAAUUGUGUACAAAUCAACGAAACUGAACAUUUAUACAUUCAAGGUAACAUUACGUGUUUCAAGUGGUGGCAGUAUCUGAUUGUAUGUAUAAUUCUGUUCUGGACUGUUCCAUUACCACUAUCGAUCUAUUUGUCCAAAACGAUGCUGCGAUCAAAUAAAAUCACAUUACAGCAAUUUUUUAUUUGCUUCACACUUCCUGUUGCUUCACUUGGUUUCUACAUGCGUUCGAAAAUCCUUUACAGAAAAACAUUUCGAAUUGAUUACACCGAAAAACAGCAAAGGCAAAUCGAAUACAUUUUGCAUUUGUUUACUGGUCCUUACAGAGAAAGAAAAGAUGGGAAAGGUUUCAUUGAUUGGGAAACUGUAGUAUUGGUGCGUCGUAUUAUCAUAACGGGUUUAUGUGUUUGCAUUAUCAAUCCUGUUUUGAGAAUGCUCGUCAUGUUACCAGUGCUGUUUUCCUUCUUUCUACACCAUUUGUACACCAAACCAUUUCGAAGCAAAUUCUUAAAUCACAUGGAAACGAUAUCAAUGUCGUUAUUGUUACUCUUCAAUGCUAUGAAUUUGUUUUGGGCGUUCUACUAUAUCAAUGAUUUGACAGGUAUGCCGGAUGUGACCAUGAUUGGCAUAGUAUUGACAUGGAUAGAAGACAUCGUUCUGCUACUACCGUUGCUUUUCCUAAUCGUAGCUUUAUUCUAUGCUUGCUUUAAAAAGGUAAAAUUGAUUAUCAAAACGUGCUGUAUAAAGAAAACAGAUUAAAAAACAUCAUUCUCACGUCGCAAUAAGAUUGGUAACCAUGUAACACUGUUUGUUCCUUAAAACUUUUUGAAUUUUAUAGUAAUACUUUUGUGUAGUAGAUAAUUCUUUGACAUUAGUGUUCUUUGCAUGAAUUUGACAAAUUGAAGAACAUGGUGGAAAUUAAUAGUUUAGAACUUAGUUUUAACAUUUUCAGUGUUCGAUUUUGCAAGCGCGUUACAUAUCAUUAUAUUUGUUAAAGAAAAAUUCCCGUGAGCCUCAAAGGUAAAACCUAUCGUAUUUAAAUCAUACUAUUCAAGUACACUCUACUGAAGUCUUAAAAUAGUGUCUUGGUUUACUUUUUAAAGUCUCGUUUCGAAUAUAUACAAAAGAGUUUCAUUCUCGUGCAUCUGGUGCUUCUCCGUUGUAGUUUUUUACUUUACACUGUGAUACACAGACGUUGAGUAUUCCUAAAACCUUAUUAUUUAAGUUUUGGCUUUAUAUUUAUAAAUCAUUGUACUUUUACAUUGUACUUUGUAUAAAAGGUGGAGGUGUAUCAAAACAAAAAUUACUUUUGGCAUAUAUAACUUUGUAAGCAAAUUAUAUUUUAUUGAAAAGAAUUAAGAUAAAAAUGUUUGUUAUUUAAUAUAUUCCUUAACAAUUUAUAUUGUUCAUUUACAAUUAUUAUUAUCCUAUUAUAAGCCUUCCUAAAAAUAAACAAAUACCCACUUAGUACUUUAUUUAUCCGUAAAGUAAAAAGCAAAAAUUUUCAGGCGAGGAUUUUUUCUUCUUAUACUUGAUCUGCUGGCAUUCUAUAGAUGGUGUAGAAGAUUUCUAUACCUUCUCUUGUACACAAGAAUUGGUAAUUAUUUGGCAUGUAAUUUACAUUCUGAAGAAUAAUAUUAGGUAUUUUAACUCUACAGUGCUUGUUUACUUUUAUUUAUUUUUCUUCUUGAUGUUUUUCUCGAGCGUAAGAUAUGUAUAAUAAAUUAAAUGGUGAAUUGGGUUAUGAAAAAAAGAAUAUUAUAAGAAAGAGAAAUGAAACACGAAUUGUUUUUUAGCAUCUUGACAAUUUUGCAUAAUUUUGUAAACAACUUAUAACAGAGUCGGAAUAGCUAUAAAACUUUACAAAAAUUUGUUUGGCAGGUAAAUUUAAAUGUUUUUUGAACUCAAAACCACUGUUUUCUUUUUUGUUCAAACAUUUUAACAAGUUCAGAAGGUUUAUGGCUAUUGUUAUUGCUUUUAGACCAUAAAAGUCAUUAAUUUGUUUAUUUUUAAGCCCUACCUAAUGUUCAAUAUCAUUUUUCUGUAAAACUUCAGCGAUUUUAAAUUGACAACUGGUUCCUGAGUACUUACUUUAAUGGUAAAGUGUGAAGAUUAUAGAUUUUACUUAUACGGCCAUUUAAAGAAAACCCCGCUUUUGCUUAUGCCAGGGUGCUACUCGACACAUUCACUCAAGCCAC